GACUUUGUGACUCAAGAUGGCGGCGUAUGUGGCUACUCAUGACCGCUCCGUGUUAUCCAAGCCUCACGAAGAAACCAAAGUUUCUGUCAUACAAAAUACCACUCACAGAGAUAUCUUGGGUAAGUUUAUUUUUUGGAAAAACUGCUGAUAUAAUAGACGAAUCGGGCCAGCAUUUUAAUAUUUGUUGCAAAGUAAACGGAACCAGCUGAAAUUGUAGAUAAGAUACGGUAGAGGGAGUUUGCCGAAUGUUAACUGUUCUCAGGGUCCUUCGUAUAAUUAUUAAGUUAAAGAAAUGUGGAUCGUGCAUUAGGGGAGUUUUUACUCCUCAAAACUAUGAUUUGGCGGCUUACCUUUUCGGGGGGCAAAAUUUUGUUGACUGGCAAAAAGAUAAAGUCCGCACCUUAGCCAAAUGGCUCAUCCACUCGCAGCUUAUUCCAUUUUCGGUGGAAUAAAGUGUCUAGGACUUUUGCAUUUUCCCUUGGAUGGGAUGCUAGCCCAGUACAGGUUACCUCUUCACCCGGCAUGUUAUUAGGCUUCCCUCACAGUUUGUAGCUACUCAUUCAUAUACCUGGGUGGAGAGAAGUACUGUGAGCAUUGAUUGUCUGCCCAAGAAUACAGCACAAUGACCUGGCCAGGUCUUGGUCCAGCAUUUAUUGACCUGGAGUUGAGCAUGCUAGCUGUUAGGCCAGUGUGUAAGGCCACUGCUGGAGUGGACCUUUUAGUUUUUGAGGGCCUGAAUGAAUGAAGUGGGUGGGAGAUGGGUCAAAGGUGUGUGACGGAGAGGAGGGGGAUUUUGGAAACAUGAGAUAUUCACUCCCCCUAGUUCAGUUUUUCUCCAACUAUAAUUUUUCUGAAUUUUUUAUUUGAAGACAGUCCUGCAGAGUUUAUAUAUGGGUUUUAUGUGGUAGCUGUCUAUUUGACCAGGUGUUUCAUAAGCAAGUACUUUCUGUAGAGACCAUUGUACCAUGUUUCAUUAUACACAUCACCACAAUUGUAAGAAUGCUCCGUCAAAAUGUUUGACAUUGUUUACAUAAAUGGUUUGUAGAAAAUGAGAUGUUUCCAUGAGAUGGAGGUUUCUGGAAACAAUUCUUAGAACUUAUUGGAUGAGUUUUAAUAAAAUAAGUUAUGUUUAAUUGUAGUACUUGGAAAUGAUCUCUAUCAAAAAACCAUUGAGGAGUGCGAGAAAGAAAGGCAGCAGAAUGUGACAGAAGUAGAGCAAAGAGCAUGGCGCUUAGCUUCAGAAGAGAAAGCAAGAGCUCUGAAGUCAGCCAAAGAAGCUGCUGAAGUGGAACUGGACAAAGCUUUGGCAGCAGCUAAGAAAGCUCAGGUGGGUGUUAAUUUCAAAGAGGUGCAUUUAAUUAAUGGGUGUGAUUGUGUGGAGAAGCUGGGAUGGGAUUAGGGGGAGCAGAAUGGUCCAAGGGGGUAGGGGAUAAAAAGGGAUAACAUGAAGGGGGAGCAAGAAUUAUUGGCAGGAGGGAGCAAGUAUGAUGCACAGGGAGAAGCAGGAAUGGUGAAUAGGAGGAGGAGCAGGGAUGGAUGGUCAGGAAGGCAAAUACUAAGAUAAAUGCCUGUUAUUUACUAUGAGGGUACUACAUUGUAUGAGCUCCAAGGGUGGAAAUGAAGUAUUUACUCACUUGCAUUUAAUGAUGAUUUACUAUUCAACCAACUUUUUUUUGUUUAUAGGAAAAGGCAGUUAAAGCUGAGUCAAAAAGAGUUGAAGCUCUGAUGAAGAAACUGGCUGCUCAGCAAGUUCAGCAGGAAAAGGAUGAAGGUCAAAAGAGACUGGAAGAGGCACUAAAAAAGGCUAGAGAUGAGUUUUUGUUGGAAAAGGCUGAAGCUAUACAGAAGACUAGAGAGGAAGAACGUGCUAUGGCAACUGAUGAGGCAAAGAAGGUGGCUCAAGUAGAAGAGGACAAAAGAAAACAGUUGAUUCUGGCUGCAGAGAAAGAGAAACAGGUAGAGUUACCGUCACUUGUUCAUCUGAAGGGUAUUAAGAUAAUGUGGCUUUCACUCAGUGACAAGGAGUUUUCCAUCCCUCCUGGUCCUUUGAAGGUUACCCACCACUCUCUUUACUCUCCCCCACAUCCCUCUUCCCCCAGCAUUUUUCCAAGUUCCCCAAUAAACCAGGUACUCCAGAUGGUGAAUCCAAAGAUUUUCUUGUUCAGUUCUCCUCUCCAUCUUUUAAAUAUUGUUUUGCCUCCCUCCCCCACCCCCUCUUUGCAAAAUGUGCUAAAGAGCAAUGCAGUAAUUUUCUUUUCUUUGGCUUUCCACCUUAGCAAGCUUUGAAGAAUCUUAAAGAGAGAUUAAAACAAGAGGAGAAACAAGCAGUGAAGGAAAUGGAGGAAAAGUGUAAGAAGGAAGAGGAGAGCAAACUUUUGUUACAAAAGGAGAUCCAUGAGAAAGAAAUAAAAAAGUUAAAAGAUCGUAUUGAUGAACAAAUACAGCUGAAACUGGCAGCAGAAAAAGAAACGGAAAGAAUAAAAGAGAUGAGAGGAAAAGUGGCAGAAAAGUUGAAGAACACAGCAACUGCUUUUCAAAACUUUAUAGACACAACAAAAGGUUUCAAUAAAGGACAGGCAGAAUUCUUAAUUUUGGAUCCAUUGAAAGACAUUUCUGAAGAAACUUGAUUUUGAUAUUAAAAUUUGUUAUGCUUCAUACUAUUUUGUGUAAAUAUAUAAAUUGUUAAAGUAUUUGCCUGUAUCAUUUGAGUUGUAAGUUGUGUAUCUCUCAACUUUGUAUUAUAUUAUUUUUUGUGUCAAGAAUGUAUACUGUUAGUUAAAUUAUUUGAUACAUUUAUUGUCAAUUACUGUGACUGUAAAUGUAUUUCAGAAAAAAAGGAUUGUUUAGUUGUUGAAAGCAAUUUCUGUUGUAAUUGUUGUGUAAAAUUAUUUAGUAUUUAGAAAUGAUAUCUUACGCUUUCAAUAAUUUCCAAAAUGAUUGUGGUGAAUUUAAUUAAAAAUAUUGGUAUGCCUUUCUGACAAAUUCACUUAACGCCAGUGUAUGGCUGUCUGUCAUGAAGUAAACGGGGUUGCUGUACCAUUUGUGGAACAUAAUAGACAUGAGCAUGCAGG
Pocillopora meandrina is the source of this 3071-nucleotide messenger RNA. Lineage: Eukaryota; Metazoa; Cnidaria; Anthozoa; Scleractinia; Pocilloporidae. The record is from the annotation of a GenBank genome assembly.